This is a messenger RNA of Helianthus annuus (common sunflower), 1288 nucleotides long. RefSeq names its product AT-hook motif nuclear-localized protein 10. The record is from RefSeq and is a predicted model, not a curated record. The transcript is spliced from 5 exons. Lineage: Eukaryota; Viridiplantae; Streptophyta; Magnoliopsida; Asterales; Asteraceae. The coding region runs from base 201 to 1109 and encodes 302 amino acids. Gene Ontology annotation, molecular function: minor groove of adenine-thymine-rich DNA binding.
GUACCCAAAUUCCCCAAAUUUUUCUUCGAAACUCAAGUGAAAAUCAAAAACCCUAAUUUGGAAAUUAUCGGACCAAUCUUAACUCUGCGAAGUGGACUGUAUGAGUUAGCUUAGAGAUUAUAACUGGGCCUUUUUCAUGGCGAAAUUCUAGGGUUUCAUGACUGAACUCUGUCGAAAACACUCGAAAUUCUUCAGAAAUUAUGUCAUACGAAGCUUCAACAAUGUCCAACAACAUGCAAUUAGCAUACAACACUGACGGAUCAGCUAUGUACACCUCCAUGAACCGACCUGCAGCGUCCCCGUCACCGUACCACAACCCUAACGGAGCCGGCGCCGGAGAAAAUGAUUCCAUGGCGGUGGUCACGGCGUCUAUCGACGGCAGCGGUGGCGUAGCGGUUAAGCGGAAGAGAGGACGGCCCAGGAAGUAUUCCGCCGACGGUUCUGACUCUCCGGCGGCCGUUGACGGUGGUGGCUUUUUGUCUCCGGCGGUGAAGAGGCCUAGGGGUAGACCACCUGGUUCGUUGAAUAAGCAACAGCCUGCUGCUUCAGGUUCACCAGGAGUGGGGUUCAUGCCGCAUAUCCUUGAUGUUAAAGCUGGAGAGGAUAUGCUGGCAAAGUUAAUGUGGUUCUCACAGAAUAGCACUAGAGCUCUGUGUGUUAUGUCAGCUAAUGGUGCCGUAUCGAACGUUACACUUAGGCAAUCACCGACUUCUGGUGGAACCGUCACAUAUGAGGGGCGUUUUGAGAUCCUGUCUCUUUCUGGUUCGUUUAUGGUGGCUGAGGUUGAUGGUCAACGUAGUAGAACGGGUGGGUUAAGUGUGGCACUGUCUGGUCCAGAUGGUCGUGUUUUAGGUGGUAAUGUGGCUGGCCUCUUAACUGCUGCAUCACCUGUUCAGGUGAUUGUAGGUAGCUUUGUUCCUGCAAGUCAGAAACAAUCAAAACCAGUAGAAACCAGUAACAAUGAAGCCGAAGUUGUAAAUGCUCCACAGAGUGAAACAUCAGGUGGAGGACUUGGUUACUCUCUUGAUCAAACCACCACCACCACCGCUGCCGCCAACAACCACCACAGCGGCAAUCCACAAGGGAUGUCUAAUAUGCCAUGGAGAUAAAUCCCAUUUCACCUUUGUGUUGUAAAAACCAAAACCCCAUCCCAUUUGUUAGGAAUCCUAUGCUCUGUAGUUGUAGUUUCUAAACUGAUUGUGUAAUAAUAGUUUCAUGUCCAAAUAGUAUGUGGAUGGUGUUGAAUCUUGCAUCUUUUAGAUCAAUGAGUACCAUAAAUUAUGCAUUC